AUGUGCAAUACCAAGAUGUCCUCCCUUACGGAUGGCUCCUCUGUCACCGCGUCGGAGCAAGAGGCGCUGGUUAAACCAAAGCCACUGUUGUUGAAGUUGUUAAAGUUAGCUGGUGCAGAAAAGGACACUUUUACUAUGAAGGAGGUAAUAUUCUAUCUUGGACAAUAUAUUAUGUCUAAACAAUUAUAUGAUGAAAAACAGCAACAUAUUGUACACUGUGCAAAUGAUCUCCUGGGGGAUUUAUUUGGAGUAACAAGCUUUUCAGUUAAAGAACACAGGAGACUAUAUUCAAUGAUUUCCAGAAAUCUGAUAGCAAUCAAUCAACAAGACUCUACGCUUGCUGACACACCUGAGGAUGAUGCCAGAUUUCAGCUUGAAGAAGAAAAUGUUCUAAAGGAAUCUAUGCAAGAGUUAGAAGAGAAGCAGACUUCAUCAAACGUGACUUCCCGACCAACUACAUCAUCUAGGAGGAGAACACACAGUGAAUCUGAAGAAAAUUCUUCAGAUGAUCUGCAUAGUGACAGAAGAAAACGACACAAGUCAGACAGCAUUUCGUUGACGUUUGAUGAAAGUCUCUCAUGGUGUGUAGUCAGUGGUCUGUGCCGUGAAAGAAGCAAUAGCAGCGAUUCAACAGAUUCUCUUUCCAUUCCUGAUCUUGAUGCCAGUUCAUUAAGCGAAAACUCCGAUUGGUUUGACCACAGUUCUGUUUCAGACCAGUUCAGUGUAGAGUUUGAAGUUGAGUCUAUUUAUUCAGAAGAUUAUAGCCAUAAUGAAGAAGGACUGGAGCUUACAGAUGAAGAUGAUGAGGUAUAUCAGCUGACUAUUUAUCAGGAUGAAGACAGUGAUGCUGAUUCAUUUGAUGAAGAUCCAGAGAUUUCUCUAGCUGAUUACUGGAAGUGUCCUGAAUGUAGCGAAAUGAACCCUCCGCUGCCACGACAUUGCCACAGAUGCUGGGCCCUUCGCGAGGACUGGCUUCCGGAUGAGAAGAGCAAUAAACUGGUAAAGAGCAAAUUAGAAAGUUCCUUCCCCCUAGAGUCUGAAGAAGGUUUUGAUGUUCCUGACUGCAAGAAAGUUAAAACGACUGAGGAUAAAGAACCAGCUGUAGAGGAGAAUGAGGAUAAAGCGGUACAGAUUUCCGAGUCCCAGGAAAGUGAAGAUUAUUCGCAGCCAUCGACAUCGAGCAGCAUGUUCUGCAGCAGUCAGGAGGACUACAAGGAACCUGAGAAGAGAGAAGCGCAAGACAAAGAGGAAAGCAUGGAAUCCAGCCUGCCUGUUACCAGCAUAGAGCCCUGCGUCAUUUGCCAGAGCAGACCUAAAAAUGGUUGCAUAGUACAUGGCAAAACGGGACACCUCAUGUCGUGUUUUACGUGUGCAAGAAAACUUAAGAAGAGGAACAAACCCUGCCCGGUGUGCAGACAGCCCAUACAAAUGAUUGUACUAACUUAUUUUAGCUAGGUGGAUGGUGACUGGAAAGUAGCAAAAGGAACUUGAUAAACUGGUUAAGAGAGUAAGAAACUAUUUUUGUAUGCUUAUUGGAAAAUUAAUAUUUUGAGUGUCUUUACAGUUUGGUAUGAAAGGUAAUUGCUGAAAUAAAUGCACUGGAGUUGUUAAGAGGUUAGCUUAAUAUUCAUGAAUCAACUUGAAGAUUUUAAAUCUCUCUCAACAGAAAUAACCAAUUCCUGUAAGCUACCUGCCUUUCCAAGUGCUUUAUGUUCCAUACAAGGUAGGGACGUUUGUUUUUACCGGAUUAAAUACGCACAUUAGAACCCCAAUUUCAAUGAUAAUGAGAGGAGAGACAUGUUGACGAGUUGUUAAUGUGAGUUCCUCCUCUUAAGAAGGUAGAAGAUUGUCCAUAUUCUAGUAUCUGUUGCCAGGCUCAAUCAGAACCCUCUGAACAAGUCAAUAAAAGAAAUAAAUAGAAUCUUGUCUCCCUCAUUCCCAAAACUUAAAUUUGUCCAAGUUACCAAAUUUUGGGGGAGAUCUUGCCAGAUGCGGCAGAAAAUCGUGUCAGGUUUUGGAAACAGAAAAAGGGCGUGUGUCUCAUUUUUAUAGUGUGAGUUGUGAACUCCAGGUGCCCUGAGAAGCCACUGAUCCAAGCUCAGUCUUAGAGUUCUCCCUUGAACAUCCUAAGAAACUGGCUUUUGAAAUGCUUGGUGGGUUUGGAGGUCUGUGCUAUCCCGAUAAGGAUUUUAGAGAAAAGGCUUGGAACAGACAAGAAAAAUGAAGGAGAUGCUGUGUAACGUCAAGUCGGGCAAUGUUAGGGGACAGUCCUACUCUUUCUCCGCGCUUGCAGUUGACUUCAGCAGUACAGCAUGCAGCUUGAUCAUUACAUUCACAUGGAUAAAAAUAAUAAGGAAAAAAAGUCCAGCUCCAUCUGCAGAAACAAGUAAGCUGUGGAGUUCUAGUUCACGUAGGCGUUCUUUAAAUGCAGUAGUCUUUCCAACUUAACACUGUUUUUAUCUGUAUCACAAGAAUUCUGAAAAUCUGUCGCAAGGUGUUUGGCCAACUCAAAACUGGUCUCAUUGGACCUGUCCUUUGCUGCUUCUAGCUCUUGUCUCCUCGCUGUACGUUGUCCAAACCUUUGUGAAACUUAAUGCUUCCUUUCUUAAGAGUCUACUGACUCACUCAGUGCUGUGGGGUGCUCAGAGGAGGUAGCGGGUGCAUAUUUUUGUAAGCUGAGGUAUCUACAGGAUGUAGUUAGAUUACUCCUCUGAGCUGGUUUUCAGACGGAGGCUUUCUGUACCGGUGAGUUGUAUUUAUUCCUUUGGAACACGGGAUCACAAGAGGAACUGGUUUUAGCACCUUUUAAUUUUACAGGUAGUUGCUGAUCACCUGCCCAACAGAGAGUGGCAAAAAAAGUAGUUUCAGCAUCAGGGGAGUGCCAGGAACGGAGACGUAGCCUAAAUGCGGGAACGGUGCCGUGUUACCACCCCGCAGGCCAAGGUUGGACACCUUGCUUAACACCACCGGUACGCUGCCAGUGACACCCGUGUGCCAGCACAAAGACUUCCCUUCAUGGUGGAGCUGAAAUAGUUACUCUGGUGUCAAGGGUCUGUAAACCAGGGCUGCAAACGCCUGGAAUACAAGGAAGGACCUAGGAAAGGGCCAUAAAGCUGUUUGGGAGAGACUCGGUAAACCCUUGGAAGAAAUAGCUUCGUGGGUAGCGACUGAAUCACCGGGAUCAGUCAUGAUUUGUUUGUACGUUUGAGCUAAUUGUUGAAAAGUGUUACUAGAAGAUACUGGUAUCUCUGAAGUUUUACCAUAAUUCAUUUUAACGAAACAAAACACAAGACCUGCUUGCGUGCAUUUCUUCACGUUCUUCCUUGCAAGUUUCCUGCCCCUUGCAAAUGGUAAAGCGAGAGCAGGCAGCUGGACGU
Molecule: messenger RNA, 3377 nt
Organism: Egretta garzetta (little egret)
Lineage: Eukaryota; Metazoa; Chordata; Aves; Pelecaniformes; Ardeidae
Gene: MDM2
Product: MDM2 proto-oncogene
Exons: 10
Coding region: 1-1455 (484 amino acids)
Biological process (GO): regulation of cell cycle; negative regulation of apoptotic process
Cellular component (GO): nucleus
Molecular function (GO): ubiquitin protein ligase activity; identical protein binding
Source: RefSeq, a predicted model, not a curated record